AUGAUUGCUAAUGUUUCUGUCACUAAUUUCCUUUAUGCAAUGGUGGCUAGCAAUCUCUCUGGUUCAUCUAAGUCUUCUAACUUUGAAGAUAAUGAGCAUUAUGAGAGUUCCUUUAAAAAUGGUAAUUCCUCAAAUGGAGGUUUAUAUGGUUCUCAAAGAGGUUUUUAUCAGUCAAAUGGUUUUGGCUAUAAGUCAAAUGGUUUUGGCUAUAAGUCAAAUUACGACAGAAACAAGGGUAAAGGCAAGCAUUACUAUAAUUCUAAGUCUCGAUUUGGCAAUGCAAAGUAUGGUAACUUCAAUAACAAUGCUCCUGGUCUUCUUGCUAUGGAAGAAGAACUCUUAGCGUUGCAUUCUCAAGGCACUUGGUCUUUGGUUCUUCUUCCUGCAAAUAAGAACUUGGUAGGGUGUAAGUGGGUCUUCACAAUUAAAAGAAAUGUAGAUGGUACUAUAUCAAGGCAGCUUGAUGUGAAGAAUGUCUUCCUUCAUGACAUUUUACAAGAAGAGGUCUACAUGUCUCAACCCCCAGGGUUUAUAAACUCUCAACAGUCUUUUCAUAUGAUAAUCACAGACAAUGCUAUUGCAGCUAUUCAAGAUGUCAUCCAGUUUUUAGCUCAUGAAUUUGAUAUUAAAGAUUUGGGGCCCUUACAUUAUUUUUUAAGGAUCCAAAUCACUCACAGUGCCACUGGUUUAUUUCUCUCACAGUUCAAGUAUGUAACAGAUUUGAUAAACAAGACUGAUAUAGCCCUCUCCAAAUCAUGUCACACACCUUGUCUACCUUAUAAAAGGUUACUUAAGGAUGAUGGCAAACCUUUUCAUAAUCUAGCACUGUAUAGAAGUGUGGUGGGUGUUUUGCAAUAUCUUACUUUUAUAAGACCUGAUAUUGCUUUAUCAGUAUAUCAGGUUUGUCAGUUUAUGCAUUGUCUAAUGGAAUCUCAUUUUAUAGCUAGGAAGAGAAUUCUCAGAUAUUUGAAAGGUACAGUGGACUAUGGUAUUCAAUUCAGCAAAGGAGAUUUAGAUUUACAUGCAUUCAGUGAUGCUGACUGGGCUGGGGAUCCAAAUGACAGAAAUUCUACUACAGGUUUGGUGGUCUACUUGGGUUCCAGUCUUAUCUCUUGGUCCUCUAAGAAACAAAUCACAGUCUCUAAAUCUUCAAUUGAAGCUGAAUAUCGAGCUCUCUCCUCCACAGCUGCAGAGAUUGACUGGAUUAAGCAACUUCUGUAA
Molecule: messenger RNA, 1221 nt
Organism: Malus domestica (apple)
Lineage: Eukaryota; Viridiplantae; Streptophyta; Magnoliopsida; Rosales; Rosaceae
Source: RefSeq, a predicted model, not a curated record